GAUUAGGGGAGAAAGAGGGGAGCCACCGCGGCCUCUGAUAAGCUCAUAAGCUAUACACUGACGGUUGCCUUGCGUCGCUAUCAGGCUACCCGUUGUCGUGCGGGACAGGAGGAAAUCCGGCACCGUGGGGUGGUUUGGGGGGCAACAGUGAUAAGAGGUUGCGUGUACAGGGUGACUCUGGGAUACAUGAGUGCUUGCAGUGUGACCCCGGGGCAUGAGGCGUCAGGGCUUGGUGCUGACGUGCCGUCGCUGUUUGAAACUAUUAGCAACGGCUUUCCGCUGUCCCAUAGACUGUUGAGUCACAUCGCUUAGGAAGCCACGCGAGGGCACCUUCCAUUUAGCGAGACAUGACGUGGCAGAAGCUAGCUGGCCAGCUUUGCUUAUGACUACAUAGAAUAUUUUAUCCUAACGCACUAUAUCCAUUUGCGCAUCCCAUGAGCUAGACCCUUUUUUGUUUGGUGUUACUUGGACAUCUAUCUGAUGUAUGCGUGGCAUCGGCAACCGAGUUGGCGUCCGUGGCAAGGCAGCGCAGGUCCGGACAUUGUAGCAACACCGUGUUAAGAGAAAUUCUAUAGAUAUACGCUGUCCUCGUGAUAGCCAUCGCGAAGAAAUGCUAGGCAUAUAAAGGCGAGCGCUUGAGCAGACCAUCAUGGUAGCAAUCGUCACAGUCGGCAGAGUCUUGGGUGGUUAACGACUUCCGGUGAGGACCUGAAGAGAAAUCGUCACGCUGUGAUUAACACCUUGGUAGGCAUAUCUCUAAAGCAUUUCUUGCAAAUUUUGACCCGAUACCAUAAACGCAGCGCCCCUACGAUACAUAGCAAACGAUUUCAGUAGUCUACACAUAAAUAACUCCGACUGCCUGUAACUCCUCUUGCGCUAGUUUUCCUUGAAGGACCGCAGUAAUUAAAGCCGCAAGCUAUUGUUGACUGCCUUCUCGUUGAACUGUGCCCAGCGCCUUCACUGCAGCCGGGCAAACCUCAUGGCGCCCCCAGCGGUCUUCGCUGACCCUUUCUUCAAUGAGGUCGACCGCGCUAUGAACCGCGUCAUUUCUAAUGAUUAUGUCGGCGCAGCCACGUACAGUCCGCUCAUCGGCUCACGGUCUAGCAAAGUCCCAACUCCUUCGGAUGUCUUUCCCAUGGACAUCGUUGAAACCGACUUCGCUUACGAACUCCGCGCCGACACACCAGGCCUUGCACCUGAAGACUUACAGGUGAUGCUGCACGAGGGCUUGCUGACAGUCAGCGGCGUGCGCAAGGUUUCGAACCACAUGAUGGAUGCCAGCGGCAAGAUGUGGCGCAACGAGCGCAGCUCCUACAGCUUCAGCCGCGCGUUCGCUCUGCCCAUGAACGUCAACGCGGACAAGAUCAGCGCCUUCAUCGACAGGGGCGUGCUAACCGUGACGGUGCCCAAGAAAAACCCAAGCCUGUUUGUCAAGCCGGAGCACCAACAGCGGAUUGCCGUGAGGGGCGCGUGAGAUUGUGCAAUCAUCGGGGCGUAUGGGCGUCAUUGCGACCUAACGCGCCGGUCAGGAUUGCCAUUCUGUGAAGAGCGCGGUGUUGCUCUGGGCGAAAGCGUCGUCUUUCGGGGCUGUGUGACUGUGAGGCGGCAAAGGCGCGGUGUGCGUACGUUGUGCAGGGGCGGUGUGACAAACCACAAUUCGGCGUAAUAUACCUCUGUUAUCGGGAUGCGCCGACACAACGUAGCAUAUGUGGAGAGAGGACUACUAUGAGGAUAACCGUGAGCCUUGGGCCUCGUGUUAGGCUUAUUGUAUACUAUAUAUCCGAUUUCUACAGCCUAAGAUGCCCCAAUUUGUGGACAGGACAUUGCGUGCCUUGCGUGUGCGUGUAACGUGUCUUUGUGCGUCUUACUACAAACUGUCCGUGAUGGAAUGACUACUACUAUGAUGUGUGUCUAUCAUGACUGCAAGCUGUGACCAAACAGGCGCGGUAAGCCAUCUAAGCCGUGAGCUCCGGAGGGAUGGCAACGACGACGUGACGUGAGGGAUGCGAAGGUGAUGGUGAAGGUGAUGGUUACAGGUGUGUGCGAACUGGGCCACGAGCUAAUACUGACCGCGACAACGUAGACGUGUGUGUUUCGUGUGUUUGUGUUAAGAUAAUUGGCCGCGAGCCGGAAACCUGGCCGCGAGUCGUGUGUUUGUGUGUGUUACUUUUCAACUGGCCGCAAAUCGUGUGGGCGUACGUGUGUGUAGUUGUGUAUGGAACGUGCUUGUGUACGGCAACUGUGCCGGUACCGUACGCAAGCGACUCAUUAAUGGACGAUAACUGCCGUGCAAUAAAGUCUGGAUGGGGUCUGGGAAAGUUGUCCCGGGGUUCUCAUUCUUUUCUACAAACGGGAGCGAGUGCUUAUUUGACGUGUCGUACAAUUAUUGUUGGACAGCCCAGGAGAUCUGUCAACUCUCACUCCCGGCACUGCGGAUGAUGGAAGGCAUGUAGCCUGUAGUUGUAAGCAGAACGUCCUCCCAUGCUUGGCCCCAUUGUUACCCACUUGUGCUCGGACGACGCUCUUGC
Molecule: messenger RNA, 2528 nt
Organism: Astrephomene gubernaculifera
Lineage: Eukaryota; Viridiplantae; Chlorophyta; Chlorophyceae; Chlamydomonadales; Astrephomenaceae
Source: the annotation of a GenBank genome assembly